AGCGCAAGUAUGAAGGGAAGGACCCUGAUUCGAAGAAGAUGAAGCAGGCGGCACCUACGGAGGGGACUGCUGCCCAGGCCGAUGUUGAGGAGGCUGUUGCCGUGGAUACUAGGCCACAAUCUACCUCCGAAGAGUCAACGGGAUGAGGUUACCAUUGUGCCCCCUCCUGAACAAGGUGGUAGGAGCCAAGGGGGUCCUAGGGGUCAGGUCAGGGGGAAGGAGCCAGCUGCUUCUCUUGAAUAUUUGUACACUCCCUGCUACGGGGUUUCUCGCGAGCAAUCUGUCUUCGAUGAUGCCAAUGUAGCUCCCGCCAUGGUGAUCGAAGGGGCUCUUCCAAAGGACAGGUCACACCUGUCAGGCAUGAAGUUUAGCUCUUUUCUUGAGAGAUGUUAUACGCAGCUGGCUGGGGAUCAAGCUGUGCUUGGUAAGGUUCUCGUUCGAGCUGAGCAGUAGCAUCAUAUAGGCAAAAAUUACAGAAGGAAGUCUAAGAAGGCUUAUCCUUGCUAAGACCAAUGAAUAUGUCGCAAACUCUCUGCCACCCUGAAGGAGGUUGAGAAGUCUUCUAUUGUGGCAACGACGACGAAGGCCCUAGCUGUGGAGGAAGAGUUAAAGGCUAAUAGGGGUGAGCUUCUUAAGCCGACUAAUACUAUUGAUACCCUAAAGAAGCAGUUGUUGAUCUUUCAGAAUAACAAUGCUAGACUUCAAGAGAGGGUGAAGAGGACCAUUGCCACGGCUGAACGGGAAGUCCUUAAUGCUGUGGGGAAAUAUAAGGUCACCAAGGAUAUCUAGAAGGAGAAGGCUGAGGCAGGGUUGAAUGCUAUUUGCUUGGGUUGUAUGUCCCUAUGGGAAGAGGUGGUGAAGGUUCAUCCGGAUUUUGAUUUCAGUAUGUUUUUGAAGGAGUGGUCUAAAAUCAAGGAGUUGAAACUCGACCAACAUGCUGCGGCCUCAUCAGUCCCUCAGCCCGAUGUCAUUUUACCUGUUGCCUCGUCUAGUGGAAAUGAGAAGACCAAGGUUGUUUCGACUGCUGAUGCGGUGAUCCCUCAAAAGGAACCGACCAUGGCAAGGAUGGGUCUGCAGCUAUUACUCCUUCCGAAGCUCUUCGUCAGGUAGCAUUUGAAGCAACCUGGUCAUGUACCUCCUCCUCCAAGCAAGAUCAUUCCUCCUUCAAGUGAGACUGCGUCCCUUAACACUUCUCCUAGUCGAACUGCUCCUCCAAGAUCAUUCCCAGCUUUUUUUUUUUUUUUUUUUUUUUUAACAAUCUAGCUUGCAGAAGAUGUUUUUUAGGUAAUAUUUACUAGUUUGGCACCCCUAUACAUGUAGAUUUCAAUAUAAUGAUGAAACUGCUAGAUUUUAGUUUCAAAUCCAAUUCUAACAGAGUCAGACCAUCCUUAGAAACUCUUUAUACAUGGUUAGAAAUUUCUAGAAAGGAUUGCUUGAAUUAAAUUUCCAAUGCUGCAUUUAAAGAGAGGAAGUUGCCUGUCUAAUCAGGUAUACAAUGUAGCCACCUAGCACUAGAAGAGUACCAUUCAUUUUUUUUUUUUUUUUUUUUUUUUUUAAAGAUAAGGAUAAUUGAUUAAGGAGAUAUGUUGGAUAAUAUUCCGUUCUUCAUCAAGCUGUCUAUUUUAUGUGUACUUAUUGUAGGAUAAUUUAUCUUUGUUUUACAUGUGUCAGAAAAUGUGUUCUACUUUUCACAGCCCUAAUAAAUUUCUGAAUCUUUGUAAAGAUAGAAUAAAUCAAAUUUCAAUACGCGCUGGGAUUGUAUGCCUUAACAAAGAAAUAACGAAACACGAAAAUGCAUUUCUAUUUCCGUCUUUUAAAGCUAAAUAUUUGGGAAAUAUUUCAUCCACUAGGCAUCAAUUUUAACUUUUCUU
Messenger RNA from Macadamia integrifolia, 1871 nucleotides. RefSeq lists its product as uncharacterized. The record is from RefSeq and is a predicted model, not a curated record. Lineage: Eukaryota; Viridiplantae; Streptophyta; Magnoliopsida; Proteales; Proteaceae. The transcript is spliced from 2 exons. Bases 82 to 453 code for a protein of 123 amino acids.